AUGGGAAAAGUUUGCGUCGUAAACAGUUGCCAAAGUGGGCGUAAGACGAAAAAUGUUAUGAAGUCCGUAUCAUUUUUCCGACCAACGACUCCGGCACGAUUAGAAAAUUGGAAAAAGUCGCUAGGAAUUGCAUUAAAAGCAACUGAUUAUAUUUGUCAUCUUCAUUUUAAAGAAGAAAAUAUCAAUAUGUACGAAAAGUUUAAUAUUAAAGGAGAGCUCAAAUAUAUUCCUACACAAAGAAAAACGCUUAAGGAAGAAGCUUUGCCCACGAUGGAGCAUCAGUUUAUUCCCAUACCAGAAUUCCAAGCUAAUAUUAUUCAUGUACAGGAAUCUGUAGAAUUAUACCCCAAUCAAUCUAAGGAGAAGCAACAACAAAUCAAUGUCGAGCAACAGGAAUUAUCAGACGAUCAAAAAUCUUCUAAUGAUUUAAUGGAUUGUGAAAUGAUACAACAUGACUUUGCAGAACCAACCAGUCAAUAUCAGGAUACUGAUAUAACAAUAAACCCAAUAGAGAUUUUUAAAAUAAAGUUUCGGGCAUUUUCGUUGUUGCCGCCUUUUUGGCUACAUGCAGAAAAUCCAAAUGGGCUGGAAUUUAUGCGAAUGGAUCCAACAACUCAGCAGAUUAAACAUCACAUACGUUUAAACGAUGAUCUAUCAAUCACUGUCAUUUUUACUAAUAAAGAAGAAUUGCCAAUAAAGGAGAAAAUUAAUUCAUAUGACAACACCUAUGAUUACUUAAAAUCUGUUGAAAGAUGGCCUUUGUGCGUUGGCACUCAGAUUGACGACAAUAAGUAAUUUUAAUUUAUUUUUCUACUCCAGAAGUCCAGACCAGAACCACUUCAAUCUGCCUACGAAAUGACUGAUAGUGAUAUCUAACUCAACUUCAUUUGAACGCCUUCACCCGACCGCCGGCUACUUUCUAUCGGGAGCCGAAGUCGGGCCCGAUGAUACGUGCAAGGGAUAUUUUCCGUUACACGAAAUACCAGAACAUAUUUAACAAUGUAUUUCGUGAAACGGAAAACGACUUUUGCUCGGGCCCGUUCGCAAGUGUGGAUCUAAUUGGCCUUAAGGUCAUAAUAUUCAUAAUAAAACAGCUUUGCAGUAGUCUUAUUCAAACCAUAAUAUGAAUAAUAAUAAUAAUUCAGCCUAUAUACGUCCCACUACUGCGCACAGGCCUCCUCUCAAGCCCAAUGCGGGCUACACAUACACAUAAUGCGGGCACAGAUGUAGGUAUGCAGGUUUCCUCACGAU
Messenger RNA from Cydia pomonella (codling moth), 1251 nucleotides. RefSeq lists its product as uncharacterized. The record is from RefSeq and is a predicted model, not a curated record. NCBI's taxonomy places the organism in Eukaryota, Metazoa, Arthropoda, Insecta, Lepidoptera, Tortricidae. The coding region runs from base 1 to 795 and encodes 264 amino acids. The transcript has 3 exons.